AUGGGCAUAGCUUGUGAGAGAGACCUGCAAUGUGGGGUUGGAACAUGUUGUGCAAUAAGUCUGUGGUUACGUGGCCUUAGGAUGUGCACUCCAAUGGGGCAAGAAGGAGAAGAAUGUCAUCCAUUUACCCAUAAGGUCCCCUUCCAUGGUAAACGUCUGCACCACACCUGUCCUUGUAUCUCCAGCCUUGUGUGCUCCAAAUAUCUUAAUGGAAAAUAUCGGUGUUCAAUUAACUUCAAGAACAUGGAUUUUCAAUAG
Molecule: messenger RNA, 258 nt
Organism: Rana temporaria (common frog)
Lineage: Eukaryota; Metazoa; Chordata; Amphibia; Anura; Ranidae
Gene: PROK1
Product: prokineticin 1
Exons: 3
Coding region: 1-258 (85 amino acids)
Source: RefSeq, a predicted model, not a curated record